GAGGGGGCGUGACUUGUGGGGAGAAGCUCUCACCACCACCUCCAAAAAAUAACAGUAUUUGAUAAUAACAAUCGUGAGUUUUAAUUUUUAAUUGUUUGUGCAGGGCAGUUCCAAUCCCUUUGCACGCUUCCUUCUCACUCAACUACAUUCUGUUAAGUGUGUCGUUUUCCCCAGCCCGCCUGGUGAAAUCGACAGACUGACUUGAAGAGAUUGCAGGAUGUCUAACUGUGGACAAUUUAACACCAAUUUUUACCAAUCUAAUUAUAUCAUUGAUAAUCAAGAACAGAGCUGUAAAGAUCCUUAUGCCUAUGGAGAUCCUUAUGAGUCUGGAAAACAGCAUGCCAGUGAGCAGCCUCAGCCUACUUCUUUUGUUCCACCAGAGAUACUCGUGCCAUCAGGCAACACAGGACAGUUUUUUCAGCCAGCAUCCAAUCCAGAUUAUUACUCACAAUCUUCUUAUGUUGACAGCUUUGAUGAAGAGCCUCCUUUGCUAGAAGAACUUGGAAUUAAUUUUGACCACAUAUGGCAAAAAACCUUGACAGUGUUAAAUCCAUUGAAGCCAGCAGAUGGCAGCAUUAUGAAUGAAACUGAUCUCACUGGGCCAAUUCUGUUUUGCAUUGCCCUAGGAGCCACCUUGCUUCUGGCAGGAAAAGUUCAAUUUGGUUAUGUGUAUGGAAUGAGUGCCACUGGUUGCCUAGGGAUUCACACCUUACUAAAUUUGAUGAGCUCUUCUGGAGUGUCCUAUGGCUGUGUGGCAAGUGUCCUGGGUUAUUGUCUACUCCCCAUGGUCAUCCUGUCCAGCUGCUCCAUCUUCUUUUCACUGCAUCCCCAAGAACUAAUGCAGGGCAAGAAUGGAUUCCAUUUCAAGAGCACAACUAAACACGGGCAUUCAGCUUCUGUGGAGCCACCAGGUUCCAGAUGAUACCAUGAUGCCAACUGGACUUCCCUGGGCAAAUGACCCCACCAUGUGUCCUGGAGCCCUGAUUCCCCAGAUCCCUACCCCACUAGGGAAACAGAGAGACAGGCUGGGAGUAUGGAUCUACCUGCCAACACCCAUGUUCAGCGGGAAAGCAAUUACAGAAGCCAGAACUUCCACCUUCUGCACCCCAUAAUGACCCUGGGUCUAUACACCCAGAAGGAUAAAGAAUAGGGAAGCUUUCAAAGGAGGAGAUUGGAUAUGGAGCUCUGGUGGUGGGCAUAGUGUGGAAAUGUACCUCUCUUAUCCUAUAGUCUUGUCAGUAUUUUCAUUUUA
This is a messenger RNA of Erinaceus europaeus (western European hedgehog), 1252 nucleotides long. RefSeq names its product Yip1 domain family member 7 (gene YIPF7). NCBI's taxonomy places the organism in Eukaryota, Metazoa, Chordata, Mammalia, Eulipotyphla, Erinaceidae. The coding region runs from base 218 to 922 and encodes 234 amino acids. Gene Ontology annotation, cellular component: trans-Golgi network; membrane. Gene Ontology annotation, biological process: vesicle fusion with Golgi apparatus; endoplasmic reticulum to Golgi vesicle-mediated transport. The record is from RefSeq and is a predicted model, not a curated record. The transcript has 7 exons.